Naegleria gruberi is the source of this 321-nucleotide messenger RNA. RefSeq lists its product as uncharacterized. Gene Ontology annotation, cellular component: membrane. Lineage: Eukaryota; Heterolobosea; Eutetramitea; Acrasida; Naegleriidae. The transcript has a single exon. The coding region runs from base 1 to 321 and encodes 106 amino acids. The record is from RefSeq and is a predicted model, not a curated record.
AUGGCCAUCACUUGUUGCUUCUCUGACAAACCAAUCAAUGCAUGGGAUAAAGGAGAUUGGUUAUUUGCUUUCAUUUUGCUCAUGUCUGUCAUUUGUCCACCACUGACAGUUUGUUACUGCUUCUUUUGCAUUCCACUCAAUAAGAAGAGAAUUCACGAGGUUAUGGAAGAUCCUAGCAGGAGUUUAUGGUGUUCACCUGAAACUAAUCCUGCACUUCAUAUAUUCUUGAGCUUUUUAUUCACAUUACUGUUUUGGUUGCCUGGUGUUUUUCAUGCUUGGUAUGUCAUCUUUGCAGUUUCAGUUGCUGUACAUGGUAAAUAA